GACUUUCUGUUUUGUUGUCUUCUCCUUUCAUCCUCUCUAGAAAAGUGUCCGCUCCGUCUCCGAAGAACAACACCCCCACUUGCAAACCCAACUGCUCGAAAUCCUGAGGAUGUUCUCUCUUCAUCUCCUCUCUUCAGUACCAUCGUUUGACAACCCUUCUCUUCAAUGUAUGCGCCUCUCAAAACCCAAUAACACUUCUAGCUUCCCAAUUCUCAAUCUUCAUUCAAUCGCCAUUUCCCCAAAAUUCGCACAGACCCCCUUCGCCAAUCGUUCUAUUUUCCCGAAAGUAACUCGCAGCAAAUUGUCUAUUCAAUCCGGAAGCAGUAGUGGCGGCGGCGAUGGAGCUGGAGGCGGCGAUGAAAGUGAGGAUAGUGGGAAGGUGGAGACGCAAAAGGGUUCUUCUGGGUUUCUGGCAGAACGGUUGAAUUUGAGUUCGGACGACGCCAAAACAGUGUUUGCAGCCAUAGCAAUAUCUCUUGCUUUCAGGACGUUUAUUGCAGAACCGAGGUACAUUCCCUCGCUAUCAAUGUAUCCUACAUUUGAUGUUGGGGAUCGACUUGUAGCAGAGAAGGUCACAUACUACUUUAGAAACCCUUGCGCUAAUGAUAUAGUGAUAUUCAAAAGUCCACCAGUGCUUCAGAAAGUAGGAUAUACAGAUGCAGAUGUCUUCAUUAAAAGAGUUGUUGCUAAAGAAGGUGACACUGUGGAGGUCCGGAAGGGAAAACUUGUCGUAAACGGGGUCGAAAGAAACGAAAAAUUCAUCCUUGAACCACCAUCAUAUGACAUGACUCCAGUUCGAGUGCCCGAAAACUCGGUCUUUGUGAUGGGCGAUAAUCGCAAUAACAGCUAUGAUUCUCAUGUGUGGGGUCCGCUGCCGGCCAAAAAUAUAAUAGGAAGAUCAUUAUUCCGCUAUUGGCCUCCAAACAGAAUCGGUGGAACAGUUUCUGAGCCCAGCUGUGCUGUUGAUAAGCAACAGGGCAUUCCUUCCACACCAGAAAUUUCCAGCCUACAGACCACAAACUCUCAACCAUAACAGAUGAUAGGUAGAACAUAAACUGAAACGUUCUGGAGCUACAAGAUAACUGAUGAAGGAUUCCUCGAAAACUCCUGUAAGUUCAGCUUGUCGCUCUGCAAAUGCCUUACUGUCGCUAUUCGUUCCCUUGUAAUUUGAAAGCGUUUCUUUGGUUUGAGGAACUGGCCAUUUUGUGUUAGGCUGUAUUGAUUCUUGGUCUUAGUUUGUGCAAGUUAGUAGAUGACUCUAUACAAUCAGAAUCUUUAAUAUAAACUGAUGCUCUGUUGUUGUAUGGAGAGUACUUAGCAAAGCAAUAGUAUGUACCAUAAACUGA
Molecule: messenger RNA, 1346 nt
Organism: Cucurbita pepo subsp. pepo (vegetable marrow)
Lineage: Eukaryota; Viridiplantae; Streptophyta; Magnoliopsida; Cucurbitales; Cucurbitaceae
Product: chloroplast processing peptidase
Biological process (GO): thylakoid membrane organization
Cellular component (GO): chloroplast thylakoid membrane
Molecular function (GO): serine-type endopeptidase activity
Source: RefSeq, a predicted model, not a curated record